Nothobranchius furzeri (turquoise killifish) is the source of this 1720-nucleotide messenger RNA. Its product is annotated as androgen-dependent TFPI-regulating protein. The record is from RefSeq and is a predicted model, not a curated record. Gene Ontology annotation, cellular component: membrane; endomembrane system. Lineage: Eukaryota; Metazoa; Chordata; Actinopteri; Cyprinodontiformes; Nothobranchiidae.
ACUGCACCAGCAUAUAAAAUUGUUUUCAGUUGUUUUUAGAAAAACUUUGUUUUAAAUCACAAUCUGCCCUUUAGCGCCAUCCUCAGGCCAAAUUAUUUCACUACACUGAACUUCUUUAUUGCUGAUAAACAAAAAAUUGAGAAAAAGGGUGGCUGAGUGGUGUUCAAAAGCUGCAGCAGGAGUUCAAACAUGUUCGUUUUCUCUUGAAUGUACCCACUGAAAUAUAGACACCUGAAUAAGGUAAAGUAUGAAAGCCUUAUUUAUUUUAAGGGUUUCCAUCCAGCAUGUUAUGGUUGUCUCCCUACUUCAACUCGCCUGAGUCAAUGGUUUCGUGAAGCAUGGUUGCUCACAAGGACUGGAGCUGGUAUCCCCUGGUCCAAAGGUUGUAGUUAAAUAAUAUAUUUUCUAUAGUUAGGUCUCACAUGCAAGAACGUUUCAGACAACCUUGGAUUUAGACCUCUUCAAUUGUGUAUUAAGCAAAUUGACAAAUGAGAAAUUAAUUGGUAGAACUGUGGAUUUUAACCAGUUUAUAGAGUAAUCUGAAACUCUGGAAAAUGAGUUUAUCAGUUCUAUUGCUUCAAAGGAGGUGUGAAAAUGAAGCCAUUUAGUGCAGCUGUUCUCUGAGGGGUUCUCUUGUAAAACACAUUGAAUGUGAAGUGCCUCUUGGUUCAGUCUCAUGCCACAGUCCAAGUAGAUUAUUAAAGAAGAUUUUCAGUGUUCCAUAAUCAACAGAGGGCCUCUUGUCUGAAAAUGUCACUUUGCCUUCGCUACGUAAAACAUCGUAAGGAGCUUAUACUGAAUCGCAUAAUCUUUAAAGAGCCGCACAAUCCGAAGCCUGAAGGAAUACUAGGGGUACAUGUAGAACAUUUCCCCUUUCUCCUUCGAGAUCUAGCGUUGAGAAUGACCACCACCCCGAGGACAGCUUUCCACAUGUCAGCGUUCUGCUGGUACGCUUUUGUAGUUCAGUAUCUCGCAGCAAAGGAUGGAGAGGAGUUGCCAAAGGGAAUCUUUGUUUAUGGAGGACCAUGGAAGUAUCUUACUUUUCUAAAUUUGUUACUGCAGAUGACCUUCUUUGGACUGGCAACAGUAGCUGAUCUCCAACUAGGAAAAGAGACAGAGAGCAGUCUGAGCAGAUGGAAGGACCGCCUUUUCGCUGUCUUUGCUUUCCCUGUUGGCACGUUUGUUGUCCUCCUUUUUUGGAUGAUCUUCGCCUACGACAGAGAAUUAGUCUACCCAGCUACCAUCGACGCAUUCUUCCCUCCUUGGACAAACCACGCUAUGCACACCUUCGUCCUUCCUGUUUUACUGGGAGAAGUGCUGGUGCAGCCUCACACCUUCCCACAAACCCAACAUGCACUGGCAGCACUGGGAGUUGUGGGCUUGGCUUAUCUGUCGUGGAUUGUGUGGGUGUACUUGUCAGUGGGCAUCUGGGUGUACCCCCUCCUACGGUACUUCAGCCCUGCUGGUCUGCUGGGCUUCUUCUGUUUUAACAUGUCAGUGGUGAGCCUCCUCUACCAGCUCGGAGACCAGCUCAACAGUUACGUGUGGAGUCAAACGCAGUCAUUUGCCUGUCUAAAGCAAUUUAAGGAUUUCAUCAAAUAAAUUCACUUCUGUCCUUAAAGCAGCUGCAACACGCGGAGACACGUAUACCCCGAUGUGAUCCAUUUCACAGAAACUCUGUCUUCGGUGCCACAAACAUAAUAAAGGUUCUUCGACACAG